UCGCCUCUAAAUGUCACACGACACCGUUUCGCCUCCUCUAAACGGUGCAGUUUCAGUAGCUGCGUAAGUUGCUAGCUAAAUUACCAAUUCACACAUGGGAAAUGGAGUCAGUGGCUGUUGCGCGGGAACCGCCGCCGGAGAAAUUCACUGUCAGUACGAUGUCGGCGUCGGACCGGUUCCCGACAAUCUCGGCCACUCCUUCUGCUAUGUGCGGCCAGUUCGCACUGGAUCAAAUUCUUCCUUCCCGCCCGAACCGUCCCUCCGACCCGACCCGAUUCCCGGAACUACCACCACUUUCCGUUCAAUCUCCGGCGCAUCGGUUAGCGCCAAUACUUCAACGGCGCUCACUGCCUAUCCGUCGACAGACGCGUCGGUAUUGGCCUCCGGAUUCGAGAGCUCCAAUAAAUUCGCCUCCCUGCCGCUCCAGCCCGUGCCGCGUGCUCCGAUCAAGAAGCCGGGUCACGGGUCGGGUGUAUUCGAGCGCCGGUUCUUGUCUGGUCCGAUCGAAAGCGGAUUGGGUUCCGGGUCAAUUGGGAAGAAAAAGGAGAAAGAGAAACCAAAAAAGAUCAGUAGAAAAAAAUCAUCUACCAAAUCCAAAUCGAAUAAGAAAUUCGUCACGUUCAAAAGCAUUUUCAACACUCUGAUAUCUAACAAUCUAUCCCGGUCAAAGAAGAGCGUGAUCGAGCCAAUCGACGGUUCCGAUUCAUCUGACGUAUCAUCAGAUUCGGAUCAUUACAGACCUGAGAUGAACAACUCAACCACGAAUCAUAGCAGCCACGAAAGCCCUGAAACCAAAGAAGAAGACGAAGAUAAGACUGAGUCUGCUCUGGAGGAGCCAAAGAUUCAAUGGGCGCAGGGGAAAGCAGGGGAAGAUAGAGUACACGUCAUCCUCUCUGAGGAAAACGGCUGGCUUUUCGUCGGGAUUUACGACGGAUUCAGUGGUCCAGAUCCUCCGGAUUAUCUUCUCAACAAUCUCUACACAGCAGUUCUCAAAGAGCUCGAGGGGUUGCUAUGGAACGACAAAUUCGAAUCAGUAUCCGAGAAUAUCGAACCGUAUAGCGAAAACGACGAGUCCGGGAUUGGGAAACAGAGUCCACUCGAGCACGGUUUCGAUUUGGGUCAAGAAAACUGCACUGUGAUGAAUGGGAACAAUGUUGCUUGCGAAUCAAGAAACAUGUCGAAUAAUGCAAACAAGUUGCAAUGGAGGUGCGAGUGGGAGCAUAACGCAAGAAGUAACAACAGCUCUAAUGAGAGUCGCAAGGACUACGAUUCUGGGAUGAUCAACCACGAAGACGUUCUAAGAGCUCUUCAACAAGCGUUGAAGAAAACAGAGGAAGCGUUUGAUCUGACGGUGGAUGAGAAUCCAGAACUAGCAUUGAUGGGAUCGUGCCUUCUUGUGACAUUGAUGAAAGGAGAAGAUGUUUACGUGAUGAGCGUCGGAGAUAGCCGAGCGGUUUUGGCUAGAAGACCUGAUCACAGGAGGAAGAAGAUGCAAAAGGAGCUUGAGAGAAUCAAGGAGGAGAGUCCAUUAGAAAACUUCUUGAUCACGGAAAGAGAAUUAAGCCUUUUGGUUCCUGUUCAGCUCAAUCAAGAACAUAGCACAAAUGUCGAAGAGGAAGUGAGAAGAAUCAAGAAGGAACAUCCUGACGAUGCGUUGGCGAUAGAGAAAGAUAGAGUGAAAGGUUACCUCAAGGUCACUCGUGCAUUUGGUGCUGGAUUUCUCAAACAGGAAGCCAUCUUCGAAGUCGACUCAUUCAUCUCAGCUUUCCCUGAAGGUGAUCCUGCUCAACAUCUCGUCCAAGAAGUCCUCCUUCGAGCCGCCAAGAAAUAUGGUAUGGACUUUCAUGAACUACUGGAGAUACCGCAAGGAGAUCGUCGAAAGUAUCACGACGAUGUUUCUGUGAUUGUUAUUUCACUUGAAGGAAGAAUUUGGAGAUCUUCCAUGUGAAUAUUAUUAUUAUUUUUAUUAGGGGAUUAAUCUUUUGAAGAAGAGACUAAUUAAAGUAACGUAGUUCUUUUGUUUUUUUUGAGAGGUUCAUUGAGUUUUUGCUAUAUCUAAUUUUUAACAAAACACGACCAGGACGUGUGUGUACGUGCACUUUUUUUUGGCAAUUGGAAUGUAAAAAA
Messenger RNA from Thlaspi arvense, 2127 nucleotides. Lineage: Eukaryota; Viridiplantae; Streptophyta; Magnoliopsida; Brassicales; Brassicaceae. The record is from the annotation of a GenBank genome assembly.